Molecule: messenger RNA, 2969 nt
Organism: Zeugodacus cucurbitae (melon fly)
Lineage: Eukaryota; Metazoa; Arthropoda; Insecta; Diptera; Tephritidae
Product: transcription factor SOX-3
Exons: 1
Coding region: 1290-2969 (559 amino acids)
Biological process (GO): anatomical structure morphogenesis; regulation of DNA-templated transcription; cell differentiation
Molecular function (GO): RNA polymerase II cis-regulatory region sequence-specific DNA binding; DNA-binding transcription factor activity, RNA polymerase II-specific
Source: RefSeq, a predicted model, not a curated record
CAACACAACACACCGUAGCAGCAGCAGCAGCGCUCUAGACAGCCAGCCAGCACCUCGAACAGGUUUCAUGCUCGUCGAACGAAAACAGAAAGGUGCUCAAUUCAGUGCAGUGUGGAGGUAUUCGCGUGUUGACGUCUCGCGGAAAUUGUUAAAAAUUUAUUUGACAAACUUUUCAAUGUGCAGAUGCAUUGAGAAGGCACAAGUAAUAGACUCAAAAAAAAAAAUAAAUAAAUAAGAUUUAUUUAGAAAUAAAAAGACUUUGAUAACGCAACGACGUCGAAACAACGUCUUGUGACUAAACAAUUGAAUUGUUUUUCAUAAACAAAAUAAUACGUAAAAUAACGCGUGUAAUGCCGGAAACUGAAAGUGAACUUUAUUAAAAAAUUGAAAAUUUGAAAAAUUGUUUUUCGAAAAAUACAAAAAAUAUUGAAAAUAUUUUCCAAUGUGAAAUUGUGUAAGUGCUAAGCCAGAAAAAAAUACUGAACGCGCAUAAGUCUUACUUGGAUACUUGUGUUAAUUGACUAAGUACAAUUUUUUUGAUGAUUACGAAUAAUCAGAAUUUGCACAAAAACACAUAAGCAUUACGGCACUCUGUGAAGAAGACGUGCGAAAGACGGCGCAGCGUAAGCAAACGAAGUAGCGCAAGGCGUAGUGCAUGUGUAGAUGACGCGUGCAGGCGCGUAGACAAAACGCAGUGCUACCUGUGCAAGUAACGGUGCAAACGAAGCAGUGCAUAAAAUAUUAAAGAAAAAUUAAAGCAUUAUAAUAGAACAAAUAUUGCGAAUAUAGCAAGCGCUUUAGAAAUAUAUAUGUAUUUAAGGAAGCGCGCGCGGCUAUGCUUACAUAUAAAAGAUAACUAUUGAAGCAGCAAGUUAGUGACGCCAAAGUGUUUAAAGUGACACAACAUAAGCGCAUAAUAAUUAAAAAAAUAAAAAUAAACUAAAACAACACAAACUGACAUAACACGAACACACGCAGACACAGCGCAAGCAAAAAAUUGUUAGAGAAAAAUAUAAAAAAUAUUAAUAAAUGUCGCACAAAAAAUGGUUUCAAAACAGUGCAAAUUAAACGCUUGCAACCUAACAACAGUGUGACACAAAAGUGUAUGCUUAAAAUAAAAAAAUAAAUAUUUAAAGCGCAAAGCCAGCAACAACAUUUAACGCACAAAACGCAUAGCAAACAGUGCUAUUAACACAGAAAACAUAUAAACAUUAGCAGCGCAACAACAACUAUAACAAAAAUAACAUAACAAUAAUAUCAAAAUAUCGCCACAACAACAACAACACAACAUGUUGACCAUGGAAUCGGAUAUGAAAGGCGGCAUCUUGCAUGCCACCAUGCCGCCGCAUCAUGCGUCCGCCGCUUUGCAUGGCCAUGCCGCCUCGCCGUACAGCGCGCUCGGUCCACUCAUGAAUCUCGGACAAUCGCACUUGACACAAUCGCAUUUGAGUCAACAUCAUCAUCAUCACAUGGCCACACAUUUGGCCAGCAGCGGUGGACAACAACAAAGUGCGCUACUCGGUAAUGGUGGCGGUUUGUCGAGCAAUCCGUUGAGCUCAUUGCAAACCAGCAUGGCAAAUACUUUGAAUGGCAGCGCCAGCAGUCUGCAACAGCAGCAACAACAACAGCAGCAGCAACAACUCGGUUCGCCAUUGCAUAGCGCUAGCGAUUUGAGUCCCACACAAUCGAGCAUUGGCAGUCAUCAUAUGACAUCGCCAAGUGGACAGCAGCAGCAACAACAACAGCAACAGCAACAUCAUGGUGUGCAUCACCACAGCGGUAUGGGUGGUGGCACGCCUAUUGGCGGUCAAAAUUCAGGCGCGCCAACGCAUAUUGGCGGCGGUAGCCACAAUGUGAAUAACAACAAUACGUCGACCACAAAUAAGAAUCAACAGAAUGCGGAGCGUGUUAAGCGUCCGAUGAAUGCGUUUAUGGUGUGGUCACGCGGACAGCGGCGUAAAAUGGCCUCAGACAAUCCGAAAAUGCACAAUUCAGAGAUUUCAAAGCGUUUGGGCGCACAGUGGAAAGAUCUCUCCGAGGCUGAGAAGCGUCCAUUCAUCGAUGAGGCGAAACGUUUGCGUGCGGUGCAUAUGAAGGAGCAUCCGGAUUACAAGUACCGGCCACGUCGCAAGACAAAGACGCUCACCAAGUCGAAGGAGAAGUAUCCAAUGGGUGUGGGCGCACUGUUGCAGCCAAGCGAACCGAAUGCGCCUAGUGCGGCGCGCAAUACCAGCGCCAAUUCGAUGGCGGCAGCACAACAAGCGGCCGCUGUCAAUCGUGAUAUGUAUCAGAUGAGCGCACCCAAUGGUUAUAUGCCUAACGGUUAUAUGAUGCACGAUCCUUCCGCCGCCGCAUACCAAAGUCAGCACAGCGCCUAUAUGGGUAACUAUCAUCGCUACGAUAUGGGACAAAUGCAUCAGGCGGCCGCUGCGGCGGGCUCACUCAACUACAUGAAUCCGGCGGCGAGUGGCGGUUACGGCAUGUACGGCACUGUGUCGGGUGGUCAGACCUCACCGUAUGCCAGCAUACAACAACCCGGUUCACCCUACAGCAAUGUACAGCAACAGCCCGGCUCACCGUACGGCCUGACCGGCGGUCAACCGGGUUCACAAGUCUCCUGCCAAAGUCACAGCCCCAGCGAUUCGAGUAUCAAAUCCGAACCUGUCUCACCCAGCCCGCUACAUAGUCAAGCGCAACAGAAUUCCGCCGCUGUACUCGCUGCCAACAACAAUAACAAUCAUAUAAUGAAACGUGAAUAUGGCACGACGCAGCAAAGCACCGAUUUGAAUCAUCUAAUGAAUAUGUAUCAUCUACCCGAUGGCAUGCAGGCAUCAGCCGCUGCUGCUGCCGCCGCUGCGGAGCAUCAACGCAAUCUGAUGCAUUAUCAGAAUAGUUCGCCGGAUUUGCAGCAACAGCAUGCGCAGCAUCAGCAAUCGAUGCGCGCGAUGGCGCCACUCGCUCACAUGUGA